Molecule: messenger RNA, 1297 nt
Organism: Cucumis melo (muskmelon)
Lineage: Eukaryota; Viridiplantae; Streptophyta; Magnoliopsida; Cucurbitales; Cucurbitaceae
Product: GDSL esterase/lipase At5g37690
Exons: 6
Coding region: 12-1139 (375 amino acids)
Molecular function (GO): hydrolase activity, acting on ester bonds
Source: RefSeq, a predicted model, not a curated record
AGAGUGGGGAGAUGAUGAGAACAAUAAGAAUAGUCGGCCAUGGCUUUGCAGCUUCCAUGUUGAUUGGUGGUGUGAUGUUGUUGUUUGUUGGAUUUAAAGUAUGUGAAGCAAAAAAAUCAUCUGAAUUGGUGACUUAUGUAUUUGGAGAUUCAUUAACUGAGGUUGGAAACAACAAUUAUUUGAAUUCACUAGCAAGGUCUGAUUAUCCAUGGUAUGGGGUUGAUUAUAAUGGUGGUCAACCAACUGGAAGAUUCACUAAUGGAAGAACCAUUGGAGAUAUUAUAUCCGAAAAACUUGGAAUUGAGGCACCACCUCCAUAUCUAUCACUUUCUAAAGAUGACGAUAAACUCAUUCAUGGCGUCAAUUAUGCUUCUGGCGGAGCAGGAAUUCUCAACGACACCGGACUCUAUUUUAUUCAAAGAUUGACGUUUGACGAUCAGAUAGAGAGUUUCAACCAAACAAAGAAGGGAAUAGCAAGGAAAAUCGGGGAAGAGGCUGCUCUUAAACAUUGCAAUGAAGCCAUAUAUUUCAUUGGAAUUGGUAGCAACGAUUAUGUGAACAAUUUCUUACAACCAUUUCUGGCGGAUGGGCAGCAAUAUACCCAUGAGGAAUUCUUAGACCUCUUGCUCUCUACAUUCCAACAACAACUUACGAGGCUUUACGAAUUGGGUGCAAGAAAAAUGGUGGUACAUGGGCUAGGGCCACUGGGAUGCAUUCCUUCACAAAGAGUGAAAUCAAGAAAAGGGCAAUGCCUAAAGAGAGUUAACCAAUGGGUUCAAGAUUUCAACUCCAAAGUCAAAACACUCACAACAACUCUCAACAAAAGCCUUCCAAAUUCACAUCUUCUCUUUGCAGAUACCUAUCCUCUUGUUCUUGACCUCAUCACCAACCCUUCCGCUUACGGUUUGAAAGUAUCAAAUACAUCUUGUUGCAAUGUGGACACAAGCAUCGGAGGACUUUGUUUGCCAAACUCAAAAAUAUGCAAAAAUAGAAGUGAGUAUGUGUUUUGGGAUGCCUUUCAUCCUUCUGAUGCUGCCAAUUCUGUUUUGGCUCAUCAACUCUUUUCAACUUUAUUCUCUUCUUCUUCUUCUUCUUCUUCUUCUCCUUCUCCUACACCCUCUCCUUUCCCUUCCCCUUAAUAUUUUAAUUUAUAAAAUAAUCUUCAACCCCCUAGCUUUCAUAUAUUCAUAUAUAUAUAUAUAUAUAUAUAUAUAUAUAUAUUCCUCAAUAUGCAUGUAAUGAAUGGAACACAAUGUUGAUAUAAAUCUUGAAUAUCAUCUAUUCGGCAGUUAGGACC